Psylliodes chrysocephalus is the source of this 950-nucleotide messenger RNA. Lineage: Eukaryota; Metazoa; Arthropoda; Insecta; Coleoptera; Chrysomelidae. The record is from the annotation of a GenBank genome assembly.
UCUGAAGACAAGUGUUCUGUGGACAAGACAAAAAUUUAAGGUUAUGAACUACAUGUUGCAAUUUUUUGUUUUCGUAUUUUUGUAAUUUGUAAGCAUAAUGUCAGACGAGGAAGUUAUCAAAAGAAGGUUAAUAUUUGAUGGGGAUGGAACAGGAGAUGAUAGGCGUUUCAAUUUGAUGCUAAAAAUGAUAACAAAAUUUAUAAACGCUGGAGAAGAAACUCCUGAAGACGCCCAACAACGUUAUGAUAAAAUAUUGGCACAACUUAGCAUGAUUGAACACGCGAGAAGACGUUCUGAAUUAGUCACAAAAUCCAAUGAUGAACAGUUACUAAAAUAUCAGAAGCUAUAUGGCGACUAUGAAGACAAAAUUCAUGAUAUUAAAAAGGAAAUUGCAAAACAGAGAAUUGAGUUAGAAAAGGCUAAAACUAUAAAACAAAACAGGAUAGAGUAUGAUCUGUUAGCAAAACAAAUAUCUGGAGAACCUGCCAGAACAGAAAUGAAUAGAAAAUUGAUCUCAUUGCAAAAGCAACUGAAAGACUUAGGAGAUGAAAAGAGGCGUUUGGUUCAGAAAUUGGCUAAAAGAAAAAAACAAUUCCACGUUUUAUCCACUUCUGCUAACCAGUUACAGGUUUAUCUGGAUGAAGAUGACCAAACAAUAGAUAUUAAUUCUUCUUUAGAUGAUGUAAAUACCAAUAGUCCUGAACCAAUGUCUGAAUAGAUAAAUUUAGUAUUAGUUGAGUAUUAUAUUUGGUGGCAAAUACUUAUUAGUUAGUCUAAAGUACAUAAUUACAAAUAAUGCAUUUUAUAUUAAAAUGAAAUAAUUAUUAUACAUUUUCUAAAUUACAUAUUUUGUCUUUAUUCGAUUUUUAUAAACCAUUGAAGGGUCAAAGAAAUUUUUCAUUAAUAUUAUUUCAAAAUAGUUGAUAAGGUUAAAAUUAGUGCUUAUUUGU